Messenger RNA from Talaromyces marneffei, 219 nucleotides. RefSeq lists its product as uncharacterized. Gene Ontology annotation, cellular component: mitochondrion; respiratory chain complex IV. The record is from RefSeq and is a predicted model, not a curated record. Lineage: Eukaryota; Fungi; Ascomycota; Eurotiomycetes; Eurotiales; Trichocomaceae. The transcript is spliced from 4 exons. The coding region runs from base 1 to 219 and encodes 72 amino acids.
AUGUCGAUAGGCUAUGACGCCCGCUUUCCUUACCAGAACCAGACAAAGCACUGCUGGCAGAACUAUGUCGACUACCACAAGUGCAUUCUCGCCAAGGGCGAAGACUUCCGCCCUUGCAAACAGUUCUUCCUCGCUUACCGAUCUCUCUGCCCCAAGGCCUGGACUGACCGAUGGGACGACCAGCGUGCGGCCGGCAACUUCCCUGUUCGUCUUGAGUAA